Molecule: messenger RNA, 4188 nt
Organism: Cygnus olor (mute swan)
Lineage: Eukaryota; Metazoa; Chordata; Aves; Anseriformes; Anatidae
Gene: NTF3
Product: neurotrophin 3
Exons: 2
Coding region: 315-1127 (270 amino acids)
Biological process (GO): memory; neuron projection morphogenesis; nerve growth factor signaling pathway
Molecular function (GO): growth factor activity; nerve growth factor receptor binding
Source: RefSeq, a predicted model, not a curated record
AUGUCAAUUUUGUCGUUUUCAAAAAAUACCUCAUUCUCUGAAACUCCCCAGCUAGGCAAGGUUAUUAUAAAUGGUAGGUAGUGAAAGAAGAGUGUGGCAAUAAAAGGGUUAAUCUGCAGAGCACAGAGCCAUCUGGCUGAGCUGGUUUGUUAUAAUCGAGCAGAUUAUGUUCACGGGACUCAGAGUUUAAGGCUCCUCUCCCAUAGAGCAGCUCUGCACAACCCAAGCAGACCAACUUUGUGACUUUGAAUGAACAUAUUUACAUCCACCUUUCUCUUCAUGUCGACUUUUCUGGAAACAUUCACACGGAUGCCAUGGUUACUCCUACCACGAUCUUACAGGUGAACAAGGUGAUGUCCAUCUUGUUUUAUGUGAUAUUUCUUUCUUAUCUUCGUGGCAUCCAGUCUACCAACAUGGAUCAAAGGAGUUUGCCAGAAGAUUCAAUAAAUUCUCUCAUUAUAAAACUCAUUCAGGCAGACAUUUUGAAAAACAAGCUUUCUAAGCAGAUAGUAGAUAUAAAGGAAAACUAUCAAAACACAGUGAAGAAAGUAGAGACUCAGCAGGACGUGGAUGGAGAUGAAAAUGUGAAAUCUGACUUCCAGCCAGUUAUCUCAAUGGAUACAGAUCUCCUAAGGCAGCAGAGACGCUACAACUCUCCCCGAGUCCUCUUGAGUGACAACACACCGCUGGAACCACCACCGCUGUACCUCAUGGAGGAUUAUAUUGGAAAUUCAUUGGUGGUGAACAGAACCUCUCGGAGGAAAAGAUAUGCGGAGCACAAGAGCCAUCGAGGGGAAUAUUCUGUUUGUGACAGUGAAAGCUUAUGGGUCACGGACAAAUCAUCUGCUAUCGACAUUAGAGGACACCAGGUAACUGUGCUGGGAGAAAUUAAAACAGGCAACUCUCCAGUUAAGCAAUACUUUUAUGAAACAAGGUGUAAAGAAGCCAAGCCUGUUAAAAAUGGCUGCCGAGGCAUUGAUGACAAGCACUGGAACUCUCAAUGCAAGACAUCCCAAACAUAUGUUAGGGCACUGACUUCAGAAAACAAUAAACUUGUAGGCUGGAGGUGGAUAAGAAUAGACACCUCCUGUGUGUGCGCCUUGUCAAGAAAAAUAGGAAGAACAUAAAUCUGCAACUCUUUGAUAUAUAAAUUAUUACUUUAAAUUAUAUGAUAUGCAUGUAGCAUAUAAAUGUUUAUAUUGUUUUAUAUAUUAUAAGUUGACCUUAUUUAUUAAACUUCAGCAGAUCUACAGUAUAUAAGCUUUCUCUCCCAAUAAACAAGAGUAAAGGGUAUGUGCCUCUGCUGUGGGCAACUCCGGAUUUUUUUAGACUAUGUUUGUGACACUGCUUGUUGGCAGCAUACCGUAACCUGACUGUAAAUUCUGUGUAAAAUCAGUAUUCUUCAUUCAGUAUUGUCAAGCCAGUGACUGUCAUUUAGUAAACUUGUUAAAAAUCAGAUCAAUGUCAAGAGUUGUGUACAUAUUUAUAUCCCUUGCUCUAUACAUUCACGUUUAAUUGGAUGCAGUGUUGACUCCUCACUGCCAAAAUGAAAAGGAACCAAAAUAUGUGUUGUAGCCUGCAGCUGAUGUCAAUGUCAAAGGCAUCAAGUAGCUGUAAAAUACAAUUUCUGUGUGUUAUGCCAGUUUUGCCAAUGAAAUGACCAUUUUCCCGCCGUUAGCAUUUCAGAAUAAAUGCUAACAGUCCAGUAACUGUCCUUUACAUUUUUAAAGCACAUUUGUUUUGCAACUGUUUCUAAUGCUGCCAGUUAGAAACAACAUUAAAAAAAAUAAAUUUAAAAAAUAUUCGUAACUAAGUUACUGAAGCCAAGAACCGAUCUAAACUGAUCAUUAAUGUAAUACAUAAAAUAUGAUUUCUUCAGAAUAUAGUUUUUAUUGUGAUUGACCUCUUCCUCCUCACACUAAUCUAUUAUUUUCAGCUUGAAUUGUUACAUCAUUUCUCUCUGUUUUAAUUUUUAAAUUAGAAAAAAAGCUGGUGCUGUCUUAACAUUAAAAGAGCCCUUGGCUAAAGAAUUUUAGCAAAGAUAUGAUAUUAUGGAAUGGAUAUCAAAGCCACACACCUAUACAAAGCUGUUUGUCUACUUGACAACUCAUUGCCCAUUUUUAAUGGAGGGAAAAAUGUGUAGAACUGCUCAGCAAACCUGGUACCUUUCAUAGGGACUUUUUUUGUGUGUGUGUUUGUUACCUUUCAUAGGGACUUGUGCAUGUGUGUGUGUGUGUGCGUGUGUGUGAUUCAAAUUCAGGUAGUCCAUAGUUACAAUGAAGUUCUUCAGUCCCACUGGUGUGAGCUGUUACUUAGAGCAGACAGAUGUACUUGCAUAUACCUCAGACUAUUUUUUUGCAUUGUCAUGUAGCUCCACUGGAGACACUAACAAUUACACUGCCUAAAGGGAUGGCCUACUAUACAUUAUCCUGGAUGGUAUCUUACUCCCAUGAAGGUAAAUUAGAGUCUUGUCAUGGAUAUCAACAGAAUUAAGAUUGAACCACAUAUGUUAUCUGUGCCUAGUUAGAUCGUAAUCCACAAGAAGGGCUGAAAAAUGCCAGUCCUUCAAAAAAGUAUCUGUAGUGGUCUUUAGUUCUUACAUUACAGCUUUCAUUGCUGUAACAUGUUCAGCAUCACAAAUGAAAAUAAGAUCAGGGUACCCAAAAACAUGGCACUAGAAUGCCUUUAAUCAUAUCAUUUUCACUACUGGAGAACCAACUUCAAAUCUGCAGCAGGUCAUCAAAGGCAACAAGUUGUGUGGUCUUCCCUAAUCCCUAACAGAGAGCCUUACACAUUAUAAAACCACUGGGAAAGUGGACAGGUUACUCAUGAACCCAAGCAUGGGAAAAGAUGUGACUCUGAAAACCGGGUUGGAAUGUGUAGGUACAAUUUUGUAGCGGAGGCCAUAAAAAAGUUUUUUUGAGAACCCUCUCAAUUUUCAACAUGCAGUCAGGGUUUUUUACCUCACAUGAAAUCAUCUUGCUGGACUAAAAUCUAGCUUUGGUUUUAACAAUAAUAGCUUCAGAGAUUUGAUACCAAGGCAAUCAUUAAAAGGCAGGAGGUGAUUCAAUAUAACAAGCAGCUCACUAUCUAAUAAAUCUGACUAGAUUUUUUUCCUGAACUCUCUUUCCUUGGAAAACAAAUAAACAAACAAAAAAUCCUCAACAGAACUUUUCUUAUUUUUUUACCAGUAGACAUGUUUAAGUUUCAACAGGGAAAAAAAGAAAAAAAAAAAAAGAAAAAAAAAAGAAAGAAAAGAAAAACCUUACCCAUUCAUUUUGCUGCUUGUGGGGAAAAACAUAUUUUUAAGAGGCCUGUUCCACUGAUUUUUUUUCCAAGUUAUAAACCUAAUUUUACAACCUGAAUUCCCAAGUAAAUAUUAUUUUCAGGUGUUGCAAGUAAUUGAGAGCAGAUAUUGUCAUGGAUCAUUAACUUUAGAUUCUUCCGUGUGGCAAGUAGGUCUGUGUCCAUAUGAGAAGAGGAGGUAAGAACACUAAGUGAGCUUGGUUAGACAGUGUUACUUCCAGACCGUGAAUCCAUUAAUUAGUGACUUCAUUGACUUCAUUGUUCCUACUUGGUGGGUGAUGCUCUUGCUUACAUCACUUUAAACACAGAGAAAGUAUAUUGAAUACAGGUGAGAAAAUGUAUUAUUAUAACAACAUAAGUAACAUCAGAAUCAAUCCUAAUGUUGUUCUUUCUGCUCACUGAAAAUCAAGGGAUGUUCAUUCUGUUAGGUUCAAAGAAAACAAUUUAUUGAUCCAGUAGCAGGAACUGGUCUUCAAUUCUUAACUUUACCAAUGCAUCAAGUGUUUUACAAGUGGCCAACAAAAACUUUUCAGAUUAAAUUUAUCACCGAUCAUCUGAAACAUAUUAAAUGAGAAAGAAAAGGUUAUUAGAUCGUCUACCUCUUUCCCACCUCAGUAUAAAAAUGAAUGGAAGUAUUACCCUUUGGAUCUGAUCCAACUUCCACUAAAGUCACUGAAAAAAAUCUCACUGACUACAGGGGAAGCAGCAUCAGGCCAUGAGUGAAGAAAAACCUGCAGAUCUCAACCAGAGAGCAGAGCAAUCACACACAUCAGUUAAAUGUUCUUGUAAAUCCUGUGUACACAUAAGAUGCUGUAUAAUUUUGUAACAAGUUUGUAAACAAAGCCUGUAAUAAAUUUGUUAAGGCCUAAUUCUGUUUUCACU